Molecule: messenger RNA, 783 nt
Organism: Kazachstania africana CBS 2517
Lineage: Eukaryota; Fungi; Ascomycota; Saccharomycetes; Saccharomycetales; Saccharomycetaceae
Gene: PUP2
Product: proteasome core particle subunit alpha 5
Exons: 1
Coding region: 1-783 (260 amino acids)
Biological process (GO): proteasome-mediated ubiquitin-dependent protein catabolic process
Cellular component (GO): proteasome core complex; nucleus; proteasome core complex, alpha-subunit complex
Source: RefSeq, a predicted model, not a curated record
AUGUUCUUAACAAGAAGUGAAUAUGAUCGUGGUGUAAGCACGUUUUCUCCAGAAGGUAGACUAUUUCAAGUCGAGUAUUCAUUAGAAGCAAUUAAAUUGGGUUCUACUGCAGUAGGCAUCUGUACCAGUGAAGGUGUAGUACUUGGUGUGGAGAAAAGAGCCACAUCUCCUUUAUUAGAAUCUGAUUCCAUUGAAAAAAUUGUCGAAAUCGAUCGUCAUGUUGGUUGUGCCAUGAGUGGAUUAACCGCAGAUGCCCGUUCUAUGAUUGAACAUGCACGUGUUGCUGCUGUUAGUCACAAUUUAUACUACGAUGAAGACAUAAAAAUUGAAUCUCUAACUCAAUCCGUUUGUGAUUUGGCUUUAAGGUUCGGUGAAGGUGCAUCCGGUGAAGAAAGACUAAUGUCAAGACCCUUUGGUGUUGCAUUAUUAAUUGCUGGCUAUGAUGCAGAUGAUGGAUACCAACUUUUUCAUGCAGAACCCUCCGGAACUUUCUAUCGCUACAAUGCUAAGGCAAUCGGUUCAGGUUCGGAAGGUGCUCAAUCUGAAUUACAAAAUGAAUGGCACUCAUCAUUGACUUUAAAAGAAGCAGAACUCCUAGUAUUGAAGAUUCUAAAGCAAGUAAUGGAAGAAAAAUUAGAUGAAAAUAAUGCUCAAUUGAGUUGCGUCACAAAGAGUGACGGUUUUAAGAUAUAUUCUGAUGAAAAAGUUGCUGAAAUUAUAAAAGAUUUGAAAGAACAAGAAGCUCAGGAAAACCCUGAGGAACACGAUAUUGAAAUGUCAUGA